AUGUCUGUGUCCAGUUCAAAAUUAGAAGCCGCUAGAAAUCUGGUCAGCCAAAAACAGUACGAUGAGGCUGAGCAGAUAUAUUUGAGCUUAUUGGAUAAAGACCACUCACAGAGCAGUACAUCCGCUGCUAGUGUGGAUGACAAGCGCAGAAAUGAACAGGAGACAAGCAUAUUGGAAUUGGGACAACUGUACGUGACUAUGGGUGCGAAGGAAAAGUUGCGUGAGUUUAUUCCUCAUUCUACGGAGUAUAUGAUGCAGUUUGCCAAAUCCAAAACAGUGAAGGUAUUGAAAACGUUGAUUGAGAAAUUCGAGCAGGUGCCGGACUCGCUGGACGAUCAAAUCUUUGUGUGCAAGAAGAGCAUCGAAUUCGCGAAGAGGGAGAAGAGAGUGUUUUUGAAGCAUUCUCUAUCGAUUAAAUUGGCUACAUUACAUUACCAGAAGAAACAGUACAAGGAUUCAUUAGCAUUGAUCAAUGACCUGCUAAGGGAGUUCAAAAAGUUGGACGAUAAGCCCUCCUUGGUGGAUGUGCACCUUUUGGAAAGUAAAGUUUACCAUAAACUGAGAAAUUUAGCCAAGUCCAAGGCUUCAUUAACUGCAGCAAGAACAGCCGCCAACUCCAUAUACUGUCCUACGCAAACUGUUGCAGAAUUAGAUUUGAUGAGCGGUAUCCUGCACUGUGAAGACAAAGAUUACAAAACUGCAUUUUCGUACUUUUUCGAGAGUUUUGAAAGUUACCACAAUUUGACUACCCAUAAUUCGUAUGAAAAGGCAUGCCAGGUCUUGAAAUACAUGCUAUUAUCGAAGAUCAUGCUGAACCUUAUUGAUGAUGUAAAAAAUAUUCUGAAUGCCAAAUACACAAAGGAAACGUACCAGUCCCGGGGUAUUGAUGCGAUGAAAGCGGUUGCUGAGGCCUAUAACAACAGAUCACUUUUAGACUUUAACACGGCGUUAAAACAGUAUGACAAAGAGCUGAUGGGAGAUGAGUUAACAAGGUCCCAUUUCAAUGCAUUGUACGAUACUCUAUUAGAAUCCAAUUUGUGUAAGAUUAUUGAGCCGUUCGAGUGUGUGGAAAUAUCUCACAUUUCCAAGAUGAUCGGUCUGGAUACCCAACAAGUGGAGGGAAAACUCUCUCAGAUGAUACUAGACAAGAUAUUUUACGGUGUUCUGGAUCAAGGCAAUGGCUGGCUUUAUGUCUAUGAGACGCCGAAUCAAGAUGCUACGUACGACUCCGCAUUAGAACUAGUCGGACAGUUAAAUAAAGUUGUCGACCAACUGUUCGAGAAGGCAAGUGUCUUGUAUUAA
Molecule: messenger RNA, 1302 nt
Organism: Saccharomyces mikatae IFO 1815
Lineage: Eukaryota; Fungi; Ascomycota; Saccharomycetes; Saccharomycetales; Saccharomycetaceae
Gene: RPN6
Product: proteasome regulatory particle lid subunit RPN6
Exons: 1
Coding region: 1-1302 (433 amino acids)
Biological process (GO): ubiquitin-dependent protein catabolic process
Cellular component (GO): proteasome regulatory particle, lid subcomplex
Molecular function (GO): protein binding; structural molecule activity
Source: RefSeq, a predicted model, not a curated record